UGACGUCACCAGUGAACUUUCUGCCAGCGUGUACAACCAACAUGGCGGCCAGUAUAGCAGUCGGAGAAUCAGCGCCUUCUCCCACCAAGAAAUCAGCCGCAGAAAAACCACCGUCCAGUCUAGAGGAGGGCUUUCACAAGAUGAUUGUUGACCCGGCGCUGAACGAGGUGAGCCAGCAGCUGGACAGUGCCAUGAAGAUACUGGAUGACUAUAAUGAUACAUUAAAGAAAGAGAGGGAAGAACGACUAGCUACAAGAAGAGACAUCCCUGGCCCUCUGCAGGGAAGUGGACAGGACAUGUCUGUUAUUCUGCAACACAUGCAGGAUGUCAUACAUGGAACAGAGGACGAGAUUCAGCAGAGCCCAGUGUUUACCCCCAGUAUUGACAGUACCGCUAAGCUGGCGCUCCUGGGCCACAGUCUGGCUGCCUACGCCACCCUGCUGCCGCCUGACCGGCUCAGGCGCUUCACCACCAGGAUCAUCUCUGACACCACCCUGUGGCUGUCCAGGCUCUUCAGAUUUGAGAACGGGUCUGCGUACUACAAUGAGGACGACAGGGAAGGGUUGAUAAAAGUGUGCCGGCUUGUUCUACAUUCCAAGUAUCCCAAGUUUGCAGCAGAAGGCUUUAAUGCACUGUACCCCAAACCUCCUGUAGUGUACAUCAGUGCUGCCUCCAGGCCUGGCCUGGGACAGUACAUCUGCAGUCAGUUGGGCCUGCCCAUGUCCAGCUUGUGUACUGUUCCCUGCAAUACUGUCUUUGGAUCUGUCCAUACAAUGGAUGUGGCAUCCUUUGAGAGGCUUGUGAAGGAUGACAUCAACUCUUCCAAACUUCCAGUCUUACUUGUUGCCAACGCAGGUACCCCUGUAGCUGGUCACACAGACAACCUGACCAGACUACUGGAGAUCUGCAAGGCCAAUGCCAUCUGGCUACACGUGGAGGGGGUAAACUUGGCCACCUUGUCACUAACUGUUGUUCCAGAUUCUGUGCUGCCUGCUGUGAAGUGUGACAGCAUGACAGUGACACCAGGAGUGUGGCUAGGUCUGCCGUGCACCCCUGCUGUGACAUUGUACAGGACUGCAGAUCCAGCCAUGGCUUUGGCUGCUGGUCUGAGUAACUCCCAGUCCCUGGAGCGAGUGCGCGCCCUUCCCCUCUGGCUCUGUCUGCAGAGUGUUGGACACCAGGGCAUUGUCAAGAAGAUCAAACAUGCUGCAGAUUUGAGUUUACAACUGUCAGAAAAGCUGGACACAAUUGCCACACUGAAGAAGUCGGAAAAGAAGAAAACGCAGCAGUCCAAUACAUUUGAGGUUAAAGGGUCGGUGAAGGAACUCCUAGUCAAGACCUUACUUUACCUUACCCAGUUUGAUAUUCCAUCACCUGUAGUCAUAUUCAGAUAUGCAGAGAGCAGAGAAAAACCAGGGGAAGAGGUGGCACCAUAUGCCGUUGCCAAACUGGAUGAUGACUCUAAGGAGUUGGAUAAAGAGAAACACAGGCUGCUGUAUAACACACUUAACAGAUGGCUGGGAGAGCGGUUGUCCAAGGAUGUUCCCCAGCUCCAGCUGGACAUAGUCGAGGUUGAACCUGAGGGUGUGUGUCUGAGGUUCAACCCUCUGCUCACAGCUGCCACCAGGGGAACACAGAGGGAACAUGUGGACAGGCUGGUGGAAUGUCUGGAGGAGCACACUGCUGUUCUGGACUGCACAGUUGACCAAAGAGAAGUAUUCCAAGCUGCUGUAGAGGACCACCCCAACCUUUUGUCCAUUGACGAUGCCACCUGGCCAGGAGUUGGGGUACUGCAAUACAUUCCUGAGUACUGGGGUCAUCAUUCACUGGAGAACCUGACAGAGGAAACCAAAACUGAAAUGGACAAACUCAAUGCUGACAUAGUCCACAAGCUUUCAGACAAAGAGGACAUCAGGUUCCAGAAGAGCACUGCUCCUAACGGGAGGACGUGUGUGUGCGUGGGACUUGUGUCGGAUGAUGUGAGUGUGGAGGAACUGGUGCAGGAGGUGUACGCCACAGGAAAGGAGCUAGAGGACUCCUCCAGGUUCCUGGAGAGAAUGGCAGACAUGGUGAGGAAGGGCAUCGAGCAGGCAGAACAGGAACUGCAGAAGGCUAACGAGGAGAAAAUCAUGGAAGAGGGUGUGAUCAGACAGAUCCCCAUUGUUGGGUCUGUGUGGAACUGGCUGUCUCCUAUCCAGGCCAAGACUCCUGGAGGCAACGUUAAGGGCACCACCUUUAACCUCUCUUCAGGUUCUGUGGAAAGCACUGAGACCACUUACAAGUACAAGAUGCAGAUUCAGGGAGGAAGUCCCAACAGUUCUCCACUGAGCACUCCAGUAUCCACUCCAACCAAAACAUCUCCUAGUAUGAAACUGGUGCUGCCUUCACCAACCAAACCUGAGGGGUCCCCCGGGAACAAGACAGAUGACCAGAUGGAAGAUGAGGCUGCUGAGGAAGAGGAGGAGGAAGAAGAGGAAACUAAGGAGGGAGAAGAUGAGAAGGAAUUGGAUGAGGAAGAAGGAGAUGAGGAGGAAGGAACAGAAAAUGGAGAUACACAAGCCCAGGAGGAUGAUGGGAAUGACCAGACUCGUGCCUCAGAAGAUUCUAUACAGCAAACUGAGGGGGAAGUUGGUGACUCUGUCCCAGAGGAGACACCCAGUAGUGAGGAAAAGGACUCAAACACAGAAGCUGAGACUCAGGAUCCUGUAGACACUUCAAACACUGAUGGAAAUGUAGUGGAAACUGAGGAGAGUAAUAGUUAGGGGAAGACAGUAAGGUGGAGGUAGUCAAGAGGACAGGCAGUUUGACAGCAAAGUUGUAUAUUUUUUAUGCAUAAUGACAUUAUGGUAUAAUUCUACUUAUAUGCAUAAGUAUACAUUCAAUUUGAAUUGUAAGAGAUUGGGCUAGCUGUAUGCAUGCUUGCCUUUCUAUCAUUAAGUCUGACUUUAUGAUAUUUAUUAUUAUUGGUAUUUAAUUUGUCAUCCUCCCACCAUUAUUAAUUGAAAAGGUGUACGUAAAAUCAUAGCCUUAAGAGUAUUAAAGUCUAUUAUUUGUUGCUUAGCUGCUACUGAGGGAACUUGCC
Branchiostoma belcheri (Belcher's lancelet) is the source of this 3082-nucleotide messenger RNA. Its product is annotated as putative pyridoxal-dependent decarboxylase domain-containing protein 2. The transcript is spliced from 24 exons. Lineage: Eukaryota; Metazoa; Chordata; Leptocardii; Amphioxiformes; Branchiostomatidae. Gene Ontology annotation, cellular component: intracellular membrane-bounded organelle. The record is from RefSeq and is a predicted model, not a curated record. Bases 42 to 2762 code for a protein of 906 amino acids.